AUGGCCUUGGCUAAUAAGUGGAAAUUUUUGAAUAAAGAGUUAGGGAAAUGGAGAGAUUCAUUGGAAAAAGCGAGGGAGAACGUUCGAAGCAGUGAAAAUCUUGGCGACGAGAUUAUUCAAGCACAAAUGUGGUUCGGUGCCAUUGGCCAAGACAAAAAAAACGCUGCUCCACGAUUCACCGACAUCGGAUUCUCUAUUGGACUCCCCAAUGGAUCAAGACUCACUAAUCCAACGUCAGCUGACGCCUAUUUGGUGAAAGGCGGCAAAGGCCAAGAGAGGGAGCACUUCAAACACUGA
Molecule: messenger RNA, 297 nt
Organism: Prunus armeniaca (apricot)
Lineage: Eukaryota; Viridiplantae; Streptophyta; Magnoliopsida; Rosales; Rosaceae
Source: the annotation of a GenBank genome assembly